AUGAUUAUUGAUUCACCAACUAUUCCUUCACAUGAUGGACUUUCAUCCAAUGUUUCAUUUGAUGGCUUUCAACAAUAUAGAAGUAAACGUUUUCUCAAACCGUCAUCCUCUUCUCUACAUGCUCUUAUUGAUUCAUCAGGACAAAUUGUCAAAGAAAGUGAUCAUAUGUGUAAUGUAGCAGCUGAUUAUUACGAAGAUUUUUUUAAAGCAUCAUAUAUUGUUAGACCUCACCCAUAUACUGAUUCACCUCCAAUUGAAUAUGAUAAUAAUAAUGAAUUUAUUCUUGAAGUAACACUUGAUGAACUUAUAAAUACUGUUCUAGCUAAAAAGAAAAAAAAAUCUCUAGAUGCUCAUGGUAUUUCAAAUUAUAUGUUUAAUUUUCUUGAUCUUAAUUACUGGUCUUUAUUGUUAAAACUAUAUAAUCAUUCUUUUCAAAAGUCAGUUUUACCUUCCGCAUGGAAAGAUACCCGAAUGAUAUUAUUAGCUAAAAAAGAUUCCAUUUGUCCACCGUCUUUAACUCGUCCCAUCUCACUUCCUGAUUCAUUUCAAAAGAUAGGUGAGAAACUCUUUCUUACUCGAUUUCGUGAUCUUUUAUUUAGAAGAGAUCUCUUACCUGAUAAUCAAUCAAGUUUUAGAGAACGUUUUCGCUUACAAACGCGUUUACUUCUCUUUCUGGAAGAUGUAUAUAGUCUUUUGUCAAAUAGUGCUCCAGUUUGUACUAUUUUUGUAGACUUUCGUGCUGCUUUUGAUCAAUUGUGGUUUCUAGGUUGCAUAGGAAAAUUACGUAAUUUGGGUAUCCCUCCAUCUUUUCUAAAUUGGAUUAAAGGAUGGUUAAAUAAUAGACGUUGCUUCAUAGAAACCAAUGGCAGUAAAUCUCGUUGGUUCUCUAUUGAAAAAGAUGGUCCUCAAGGAAGUGUUCUUACUCCAACGUUAUUCAUCACAUAUAAUUGUGAUAUGGGUUGUUCUCUAUCUGGUUGCAUAAGUCACUUCUUUGCUGACGAUUUAGCUGGAAUUAUGGCUGAUCAAUUAGGAAUAAAGUAUUCGUCUCAAUGUCUUGAUUUAGAAAAAAGAGCUAAAGUUUUUCUUGGUCAACUUGAAUAUUAUUCUGGCUUAACUGAUCAGCCUAUUAAUUUCAAUAAAACUGAAGCUAUGUUUACUAAACCACGUAAUGAUCAACAACAAAUAGAAUCGAACAUUAUUAUUUCAUCUUCUUCAUCAUCAUCUGAAUUUCAAAACUCUCAUUCGCUUUCUUCGUUCUCUGAUGAUCAAACUGCAUGUGAUCUUGUUUCCGACACUUCACCAUCUUUUCUCACAGUUUCUAGUUCUUUACAUGAAAAUUCUGGAACAAAACGUGUUCCAAAUGAUAUCAGUGCAUCAUGUUGUGAUUCUCCUGUUCAACCAAAAUUAAUAACUUAUCCAAUAAAUUACCAAAAUCGUUCAUUCCAGCCAAGAUGGUAUAAUGAUAGAGUAUGGCUGGAAUAUUCUGUACAAAAUGAUGCAUGUUAUUGUUAUUAUUGUCGUCAUUUUUCUUGUAAUAAAUAA
Molecule: messenger RNA, 1542 nt
Organism: Rotaria sordida
Lineage: Eukaryota; Metazoa; Rotifera; Eurotatoria; Philodinida; Philodinidae
Source: the annotation of a GenBank genome assembly